Messenger RNA from Solea senegalensis (Senegalese sole), 3711 nucleotides. RefSeq names its product QKI, KH domain containing, RNA binding a (gene qkia). Bases 296 to 1465 code for a protein of 389 amino acids. Lineage: Eukaryota; Metazoa; Chordata; Actinopteri; Pleuronectiformes; Soleidae. Gene Ontology annotation, molecular function: mRNA binding. Gene Ontology annotation, cellular component: nucleus. Gene Ontology annotation, biological process: regulation of mRNA splicing, via spliceosome. The transcript is spliced from 8 exons. The record is from RefSeq and is a predicted model, not a curated record.
CAGUGGUGGAAUCGAACGUCCCCGAGCGCACACAGCGUAGAGGAGAGUACGGCGCACGAGUCUUCGGAAGGGAGAUAACGGUUUGUGUUUUUAACCCCCUCUCCACUCAAACAACAAGAACAAACCAAACCUGAAAAUUUAGGGGGGUUUACAGAGUCUUCUGUUCAAAAGGAGGAGGGAAGCGAGGGAUUGGAGACGCAGUUUUUUUUUUCUUUUUCUUUUUCUCCCUUUCCUUUAAAGAGGAUUUUGUGUGUGUUUUUUUGCGGUGGUUUGUUCUUCGCUUCUCGCCGCAAAGAUGAUGGUCGGAGAGGUCGAAGUGAAGGAGCGACCGAGGCCGAGUCCCGACUAUUUGAUGCAGUUAUUAAACGAGAAGAAGCUCAUGACCAGUUUGCCAAAUCUCUGCGGCAUAUUCACACACCUGGAGAGGCUUCUCGAUGAAGAGAUCAACAGAGUGCGUAAAGACAUGUACAGUGACACAGUGAAUGGCCUUGUGGACAGACACCCACUGGAGCUGCCCGAGCCUGUGGGACCCAUCGUCCACCUGCAGGAAAAACUCUUUGUGCCUGUCAAAGAAUACCCUGAUUAUAAUUUUGUGGGGAGGAUCCUUGGCCCUCGGGGUCUCACAGCCAAACAGCUGGAAGCAGAGACGGGAUGCAAAAUCAUGGUGCGAGGCAAGAGUUCCAUGAGAGACAAGAAGAAGGAGGAGCAAAACAGAGGGAAGCCAAACUGGGAACACCUAAAUGAAGACCUUCAUGUCCUGAUCACAGUGGAAGAUACACAGGGCAGAGCAGAGAUCAAGAUGAGAAGAGCGGUGGAAGAGGUCAAGAAGCUCCUCGUACCAGCUGCGGAGGGAGAAGACAAUUUGAAGAAGAUGCAGCUGAUGGAACUUGCUAUUCUCAAUGGGACAUACAGAGACAACAACAUCAAAACACCCACCUUUGCGUUCUCUCUUGCAGCUGCGGCAGCAGCCGCUCAGGGCCCCCGUCUCAUAGCGGCCCCCACAGGUCAGGUGUUGCCUCCCCAGGCACUCCGGCCCCCCACACCAGGUGGGGCCCCCAUCAUGAACCUCAUUCGACCCACUCAGAUGGCUGCCAUGCUGCCCAAUGGCACGCCCACGCUGGUGCCUCCCACACCGGAUGGCGGGCUUAUCUACACCACCCCAUACGAGUACCCUUACGCCCUGGCACCCACCUCCCUGCUGGAGUACCCCAUCGAGCACAGUGGGGUUCUAGGUAAGAGAGCCUGGGGAAGCAUGGGUGCAGCAGGUACAACGGUCAACUUUAGCCAGCCUGGACACGAGGGCAGCUUGUUUUACCCCGGAGCUGGGGUUCUGGACGCGGCUUCCCUGAGCCACAGUCAGGACUUUUUGAAAGGUGCAAUGGCUACUAAAGUGAGACGGCAUGACACGCGGGUCCAUCCUUACCAAAGGAUUGUGACCGCUGACAGAGCCGCCACCGGCAACUAACACAUGACCUUCUGACCUCUGAACUCUUCACCCAAUGACGAGCCGCCCCAAGCCUGCCUGCUGAUCAGUUAACUGGUAAUUGCCUUUUGCUAGCCUCUCGGACGCAAGUGACAGAGAGAGAGCGAGAGAGAGAGAGAGAGAGGCGCCUGCCCGUACAGUUACCCUAACACGUUCUGACAAAAAAAUAGAAAACAACGCAGAAUCUUCACUGAAACACAACAAAACCCAACAACGUUGUGUAAUAUUCAUUUUUUUUCACUCUGUUCAUUGAGUUCAAUUCCCAUUCUUUCUCUUUCUUUUUCUUCAUGAAUCAUAUAUUGGGUGGAUGCGCUUGUGGUAUUACUCACUGAAUCUGCACUGAAUUAUAUAGCAAUAAAGACCCCGCCCACCCCACCCACCCCACCCGGCACACCCACUCUCCUUUAAGUGCUCUGAUUUGAUGACCUCACUCGUAUUAAUCAAACUGCAUCAUCUAUUUGACGCAAACCCUUCAGUUUGAGAGAAAUGGCAUUAUCCCCCUCAAAUGUGCUCCGGCCCUUUCUUUAAAAGAAAAAUCAAAACAUAAAAAUAACAACAAUGAGCCCCUACCUGCUCCCACCCUGUUACACCACCCAUCUGCUGGGAGAGAAAAAGAAACAGAAGGAAAGAGAACACACACUCACAUUAACUUGUUUAAUUUCUGUCAUUUUUGUACAUGUAGUGCAGUUGUUGAGCUCUAAGAUGUAAUUAUGAGCUGACACAUUCUGGGUGUGCACCUCCAAACAGCUUUCUGUCUGUUUAAGAAAAAGGACAAAAAAAAGCAUGGCUAAAAUGAUGGCAAAAGGAGCUUUUUAUGAUUUGUGUGUUGUUGUUGUUUUUUUCCCCCCUCUGUCUUUUUGUUCAUUUUGCUUUUACUUUUUGAGUCAUUUCCUCCACUUGAUUUUUAAUUUUUUUUGGUUUGUUCUCUGUUGUUCAUAUUUUUUUGACUAAUUAGCUUUGCUUGCGUUGACGAGCCCGUGCAAGGCAGGUGGUUCACGUUUGGGAAAGGAAAACGCAAUCUGAUGUGUAACGCAGGCUGAAAAACACAAACGUGACGAAGGGCAAAAUGGGAAGGUCAAAAUUGGGCUGAUGGGUUUGUGUGCGUGCGUGCGUGUGUGUGUGUCUGUGUGCGCGUGUGUGUGUGUUCUUUUUUUUCUUUUUUUUUUUUAAAUACUACAAUGAAAGUAGAGUGUGUCGAGGCGUUGGGGGUGAUUGGAGCAGUGCUUGUUAGCCACUGUCCACUGCUACACCCCCAUCCACACUACAUUCAUUUUACAGUGCCUGAUGUAUUUAGAAAAUAUCUCGAUGAGUUAGCUGAGCUGUGAUCAAAAAAGACUAAAAAAAAAAACAAACAAAAAGUAUUAAGUGUGCGUAUUUAGCCAAAGGUUUUUUCCAAUGAAUUAUAUAUCUGCAAUUAUGCAUUUAGUCCAACCAGGACUCUCUCUGUGAUUUUAGAGUCAAGGGUGUGAAUUUGUGGUGCUUGCCUUCAGCUGGAACAGACAGCCCCGGUCAUUAAGAUGAUUUUUGACCCAUUUAUGCUCCACAUUUUUUCUGAGUAGGUGAACACAAUUGCGGCAAGUAACACUAAAUGGACAGGCUAGUCAUUUACAGGACAAUGCUUAGAGGGAAGGGCACUUACAGUUUGCCACGCGGAAGCUUUUGUAGGUAUAUCCGCGUGGAGUCGUUCCAUCAGGCACGCAGCCAAAUGGGGUGAUGAGUUGUUUUAUUUUUGUUGUGGUUCAUUUGAUUUUAAUUUUUUUUUUAGUUUUGUUUUUUUUUAACACCACUUAAACAUUUUCUAGUAGGUGGCCAUAAUCUGAGCCCUCCUGCAACUAAUCCAUUCAUUCUUUUUUUAGUGAUGAAACAUUUGUUUUCACCACAUUUGCCAAACCAUCCAAGAGCGCAUCCACAAUGUGUCACACCUCCCCGUGAUCGUCGUCUAGAAACCUGUGCCCGACUAUUUUUCUUUUUUGUUCAACUCUCUCAAGAAAAAAAAAAAUAGGAUGUGAAAGCCAUGCCUGCCUGUUCAAAUUGCUUUAUACAUACGUCUUAUAUAUAUAUAUAUAUAAAUACAUAUAAAUAUAUAAAAAUGUAGAUAUCUGUCGAUGCUUAUACGAAUACAGACGAGAACAAAAAAUAGAUCAUUUUACAGGGUGCUGGAGUAGAGAAAAAAAUAAUGAGAAAUCUAUUUUUGGCAAUUUUAGCUUUUGAUACUUGCAUUUACAAAA